AUGCCAGUCGGACUCAAAACAGUCAAAUCGCGCGGCUUUGACACUCUGUAUCCUGGCGCAGGGCCAAGUCAAGACCAGAAUGGUUUUGAAGUCGACAUCAUUGCAGUACAUGGUCUGGGGUCUAACGUCGAUUGGUCAUGGACGUGGAAAGAUGUCACACAGAGCCCAGCGAAAUAUGUCCACUGGCUCAAGGACGAGACCAUGCUCCCAGCCAUUGUUCCCAAGGCACGCAUUGCGGUAUACAAUUAUGACACAAAAUGGCAUAGAAACGCCCCUCAAACUCGCCUACAGCUAUGCGCAGAGGAUCUAGUGCAAAACCUGCCUAUAUUUCGCGACGGCGUGAGAGACCGACCGAUCAUAUUGAUCGGACAUAGCCUUGGUGGCUUGGUCAUUCAAAAUGCCCUACUUCGCGCAAAAUCUUUACAGGACGGGAAGUACUUGUACUUGCUUCAAGCCACCAAGGGAUUUGUUGCUCUCGGAGCACCCUUUCGUGGUACGAAAAUGCAACCUCUUGCCAGCUUCUGUGCAUCCUGUAUGUCGCUUGUUGGGGCUGAUGGAGGUGUUGUUCGCGAUCUCGUCUAUGACAAUGAUACUUUGCAAGACCUAUUGCACGAGUUCUGUCAAAUUCGGGACCGUUAUUUGAUACCUGCUUGCUGUUUCUUUGAGUUAUAUGAAACGGACUAUGGUAAGAGGUUUGGUUUACCGGGGUUGUUCAGAGGAAGGGUUGUGCCGGAGUCAUCUGCUUGUGUUGAUGGAUGGGAUCGAGUCCCGCUCCAAACUGAUCAUCUUGCCAUGAACAAGUUUUCGGGACCUGAAGACCGGUCCUUUAUCAGCGUGUCAAAUCGAAUUAGAGAAAUGUGCGCCGAAGCAAAAGGAUCAUUGGAAAGCCAGCAGCCUUGUGAGAAGAUAGGCCACUGGAUGGUCCCUUUUGAUCGGAAUGAACGCUUUGUCGGGCGUGAGGCCAUGAUCCAACAGCUACUUGACCGAGUGCCACCGUCCACCAUCAAGGAUACAUGUCAAAGGACAGCUUUGGAUGGUCUGGGCGGCAUUGGAAAAACCCAGAUUGCACUUGAAAUUGCAUACCGUGUUAAAGAUAACUACCCCGAUUGCUCUGUGUUUUGGAUUCCGGCUAUGACAAGUGCCAGUUUUGAAACUGCAUACCGAGAGAUUGGUAACCGGCUCCAGACCGAGGGCAUCACAGAGCCUGGUGCGGACGUGAAAACACUUGUCAAACAAGCUCUCAGCCAGAGUCAAGAUCACUGGUUGUUGAUCGUCGAUAAUGCCGAUGAUACCGAGCUUUUUUUCGAUGGGACAACAAGGCUUUCCAAAUACUUUCCAUCCAGCAAAGGCGGCUCCAUACUCUUCACGACUCGUCGAUCGGAGUUUGCGGUCAAAUGUGACAUCCCUGGGCAACAUAUAAUUACUGUGCCCGAAAUGACCGAAGGAGAAGCUUUAGCUUUGUUCGACAAUACUCUGAAUCAAGACCAACAUGACAUCGAGUCUAUAAAAGAGAUAGUCUGUCUGCUCAGCUAUCUGCCCCUAGCAGUCAAACAAGCUUCUGCGUACGUUUCUAUGAAAAGACUUCCAAUCAAGACGUACCUUGAGUACUGUCAGUCGAGCGAGCAAGACUUUCUGAGGCUGCUUGGCAAGGGGUUUGAAGAUACGACUCGUUACGAUGAUUCUAUCAACCCCGUGGCAAUGACUUGGAUGAUAUCUUUCACUCAAAUCUCGCGAGAUAGUCCACUUGCGGCACAGUUCAUCAAACAAAUCUGUUUUCUGGCUGAACGGGAUAUCCCGAUCGACCUCCUCUCUCAUGGCCACGACAAGAUUGAGACAGACGAAGCUAUUGGCUCGUUGUUGGGGUACGCAUUCGUAACACGGCAUGAUUACUCUGACAUGUUGCAAGUUCAUCGUCUAGUUCGCCUCGCGAUGCAAAAUUGGCUGGAGCAACAAAGUGAGCGACAUCUUGCAUUCAACAUCACCGUCCAGCAACUCGAGGGCUGGCUCCGAAGAACACAGCUCAAAAGCAUCGAAUUCUCUCUAAGAGCGAUGUCUCAUGUUCGCGCAGUUUUGGCAGGACCCGAGUCCAUCGAGGGACUUCUUCUUGCGGCAGUUCUGGACCAAUCGGCGUAUUGCUGGGAAGUUCUUGGGUUCCAUUUGGCAUGGCGGGAGUUCCUGAGUCAAAGAUUCAGAUUGCUUGCAUAUCUUCUUGGUCCACGGCAUGAUGAAACAGUCAAGGCGUGUCACAAUGCAGCUCAACAGGACGCCCUAGACUGGACAAGAAUGCGAAGUCCUAGGACUGUGCGUUUACCUUCCUGGAAAGACUUGUGCUUUGAAACUGAGGAUCCCAUGCUAGGUCUCUUUGAUGAAGAUGGCCUGUUUGGCAAAGAAGCGGUAUCUUCUGGAGAUACACAUCGCUUUCCAGAAUACUCCCCAGACGUUUUUAUUCAUUUGAUGAACACAUCACUGAAAGAAGAAGCGCCGGAUCUCUUCGGCCAAAACAUCGUAUCAUCCUGUGAAGGAAAUCUACAUCGAAGAGAGAUCAUAACACGAGAAGUUUCCCAGGAAGCUUUCAGGAUUUGCGAGGAAUACCUCGGUGCGGAGCACGACCCCUUCAUAUGGCUGGAACAAGGCUUCACCAGCGUAAGAUCUGCAGAUGGAAAAUACACCGAAGAAUUCAUACAUUAUAUCAGGGAGACCCUAAAACAGUGGCAAAAUGUCCAAGGUCCCCACAAUCUCGGUUCUAUCAAGCUUUUAGAGCGAUUACAUCUCAUUUAUUCGGUGGAAGAAAGGUAUCAAGAGGACGUGGAGAUAUAUCGUGAGCUUCUUAGUGCAAAACAGAAAGCUCUUGGCCAUCAUCAUCCGAGAACCAUUGAAACUCAAGAGGGAUUAGCAGAUAGACUCCUUCUGCUGGGCAGGUUUGGAGAUGCGGAGCCAGUCAUUCGCCAACUGUGGCUAUGGAAAAAGAAAGCGUUGGGCAACAAAGAUUCCAGCACCAUUGCUACCAUGGCCAAGCUGUCACGCGUUGUCAACAACAGAGAGGAACAGCAUGAGCUGCUAAGCAAGGUAGCCUUGUUGCAAGCAGAGGCUUUGCCGCUCAAAUCUGACCAUAACUUAAACGAUCUUUUCGACAUUGCCGUUGAACUCGAGCGCCAAGAACAAUAUAGUGCAGCAGAACAGACCUACCGAAAGUAUCUUGGACUCGACCCUGACAUGGUCAGCCAUUGGGCACUGUUCGUUAUGUAUCGCUCUGCUCAUGUUCUAGAAAUCCAGGGAAAGCUCGAAGAAGCGGAGCAGGCCUAUCAAAGACUCUUAGACCUUCAACAAGAAAGAUUAGGGGCAAGCCACUCCGACACAAUGAUGACUCUAGAACGUCUCACUGAAUUGUUCAAGAAGCAAAAAAGGGCUGAUCGAUCCGAAUAUACCUGCCGAAAGCUCUUCAGGUUGCAGAAAAAGAUGUUUGGGCCCCAGAAUCAUAAAACCUUGGCUACUUUGUCAACUCUGGGAAUGCUGCUCGAUAACUCAAAGAGUCCACAGGCCCAAUAUGUGUAUCUGGAGCUCACAAAGUCAUUGAAGAAUUUUGACUAUACCUGUCUGUCUUUCAGUCAAUCCUUUUUCCUAUGGGAACUUGGAUUAAGGCUUUGUAAACGCGAAGAUUACGAACAAGCAGAGCAAGUGUUCCGUGGGUAUCUUCUCAUUUGGCUGGCCAAGUCGCUCUUCUUCCAGGAGAAGUAUCCAGAGGCAGAACUGAUGUUCCGAGAUUGCCUCAAUCUGAGAGAAAGAACGCGGGGUAUUCAGGACCCUGAGGCAAUGACUUCAGUCUACUGGCUGGCACGCUCCCUUUCCCAUCAGCAAAAGUUUUCAAAGGCCGAGGAGAUGUAUAAAGAUCUUUUGGAAUUGCUAAAGCAAGUAUUCCUCGUCGAUGGGCUCGACAAAAUCUCCAUCGCCCAUGAACUGUCUCAUUCACUGCAUAAGCAACAGAAAGAAGUACAGUCUUACAUGGUAUUUUUAAGAGAAGCCGGGGGCAACCCCUUCUUGGACAUACUUCUUUCCCUAUCACUUCCCGUUAUGGUGCUCUUUGACAAUAUUAACCCUCUUGCCCAAUUCGUUUCUAAGCGCCCUCGUCUGAAGUUUGCACUAGCCGUGUUUGUCUACGUGAGCUGCUUUGGGGGUUUGCUUUCUGUUGUGAUCGAUGCUUACUUUGGAUAUUUCUCCCAUUUGAACAUCCACCAGGGCUGGAAAGGUAUAGUAAUGAGCGGAGCUUUGGGAGUCUUUCCCUGUCUAUCACUGUUCCUAUCUUUUGUUCUCGCUAGAGUGGAGUUUUCAGAGGCAAAUUAA
Molecule: messenger RNA, 4338 nt
Organism: Penicillium arizonense
Lineage: Eukaryota; Fungi; Ascomycota; Eurotiomycetes; Eurotiales; Aspergillaceae
Exons: 4
Coding region: 1-4338 (1445 amino acids)
Molecular function (GO): ADP binding; protein binding
Source: RefSeq, a predicted model, not a curated record